Molecule: messenger RNA, 3213 nt
Organism: Danaus plexippus (monarch butterfly)
Lineage: Eukaryota; Metazoa; Arthropoda; Insecta; Lepidoptera; Nymphalidae
Gene: Cul4
Product: cullin-4A
Exons: 13
Coding region: 140-2521 (793 amino acids)
Biological process (GO): ubiquitin-dependent protein catabolic process; DNA damage response; protein ubiquitination
Cellular component (GO): Cul4-RING E3 ubiquitin ligase complex
Molecular function (GO): ubiquitin protein ligase binding
Source: RefSeq, a predicted model, not a curated record
UCUACAGUUCCACCAUACCGUAAUGGUGGUUAUCGUAGUGAAUAUUGACUGACUGCAUCUAUUUUUAUUUGUAUUUUGUAAUUAAUUAAAGAUAAUCGCAUUAUAGUGUAUUGUGGCUGCGGCCAUAACAUGCUUUCUUAUGUCGGGAAUAGCUAAAACGUCAGUUUUGGUCGAGGAGGGUGGAAAUCAGUGUAGAAAACGUUCUAAUUUAAGUGCCAGCAGCGAUCAGUGUAGCAAAAGAUCAAAAUUGGACGAUAUGAGUUCUAAUGAAAAGAAAUCUAACUUCUCAAUGCUCAAUCCCAAUAUUAAUGGCACUAUCAAAAUGACAACGUCGUCCAUGAAUAAACCUGGCGCAACAACAAAGAAACUAGUUAUUAAAAACUUUAAAAGUAAACCGAACCUUCCGGAAAAUUAUCAAGAAACAACAUGGAGCAAAUUACGAGAGGCUGUUAUAGCUAUACAAACGUCGAAGGCAAUCGCCUAUUCCUUAGAAGAAUUAUAUCAAGCAGUUGAAAAUAUGUGUAGCCAUAAGAUGGCGUCUCAAUUGUAUGUUAAUUUGACAAACUUAGUGGAGGCCCACGUGAAAUCAAACAUUGAGCAGUUCCUGUCGGAGAGCAUGGAUCGCCAAGUGUUUCUCAAACGUAUGGACGACUGUUGGCGGGCUCACUGUCGACAAAUGAUCAUGAUCAGGAGCAUCUUCCUGUACCUGGACCGGACUUAUGUUCUCCAAAACCCUAGCAUACAUUCUAUAUGGGACAUGGGUCUAGAUCUGUUUCGGCAUCAUAUAGCUAUGAACACUCUGAUACAGACUCGCACUGUUGAUGGACUGUUGACAUUGAUAGAACGGGAAAGAGGGGGAGAUGCCGUGGACAUCUCCUUGCUGAAGAGUUUAUUGAGGAUGCUGUCCGACCUUCAGAUAUACCAGGAUGCCUUUGAACACAAAUUCCUGCAGGCCACAGAGCGUCUGUACUGCGCGGAGGGCCAGCGUCUGAUGCGGGAGUUAGCAGUGCCGCAGUAUCUGGCACACGUGGAGAAGAGACUCAGGGAGGAGAACGAGCGGCUCCUGCACUAUCUGGACCCCUGUACCAAAUGGCAGCUCAUCCAUACGGUGGAGCGUCAGUUGUUGAGCGAGCAUGUCAGCGGUGUACUCAGUAAGGGACUCGAGUCGCUAAUGGACGGGCCGCGCCUCAGAGACCUCGCCACCCUAUACUCACUGUUCAGCCGAGUCAAGGACGGACUCACUGAGCUGUGUAACCACUUUAAUGCGUACAUCAAGAAAAAAGGUCGUACCAUAGUCAUCGAGCCGGAGCGUGACAAGACGAUGGUAGCGGAACUGUUGGAAUUCAAAGAGCAGCUGGACAAUGUUGUGAGCACGUGCUUCCAGAGGAACGACCGGUUCCUGUACUCCAUGAGAGAGGCCUUCGAGCACUUCAUCAACCAGAGACAGAAUAAACCGGCUGAGCUCAUUGCCAAAUUCGUCGAUCUCAAACUGAGAGCCGGCAACAAAGAGGCGACGGAGGAAGAAUUAGAAAGACUGCUGGACAAAAUAAUGGUUCUGUUCCGUUUCAUACACGGGAAGGAUGUGUUCGAGGCAUUCUACAAGAAGGAUCUAGCAAAGAGGUUGUUGGUGGGCAAGUCGGCCUCCGUGGACGCGGAGAAGUCCAUGUUAAGCAAACUGAAGCAGGAGUGUGGAGGGGGCUUCACCUGCAAGUUAGAAGGCAUGUUCAAAGACAUGGAACUGUCAAAGGAUAUUAAUAUUACGUACAAGCAGCAUCUAUCAGCGACCAGCGAGGGCGGGGGGCUCGAGCUGUCCGUGUACAUCCUGACCAUGGGUUUCUGGCCGACGUACGCGGCCGUGGAUGUGCGGCUGCCGGGGGAACUCACCCGCCACCAGGAACACUUCGCCAAAUUCUACCUCGCCAAGCACUCCGGCAGGAAGCUACAGUGGCAGGCGACGCUGGGACACUGUGUACUGAGAGCGCACUUCACACAGGGUAACAAAGAACUGCAAGUCUCGUUGUUCCAAGCGCUGGUUCUGUUACUCUUCAAUGAUGGAGACAAUCUCUCCUUUGAAGACAUCAAGACUGCCACUAACAUCGAGGAGGGGGAGCUGCGCCGCACUCUCCAGUCGCUGGCUUGUGGUAAGGCGCGCGUGCUGAUGAAGACCCCUCGGGGGAGGGACGUGCAGGACCGGGAUCACUUCGCCUUCAACGGGGACUUCACCAACAAACUGUUCCGCAUCAAGAUCAACCAGAUACAGAUGAAGGAGACUAGCGAGGAACAGAAGGCCACCGAGGAGCGAGUGUUCCAAGAUCGUCAGUACCAGAUAGACGCGGCCAUUGUGCGCGUCAUGAAGAUGAGGAAGGCUCUCUCACACAACCUCCUCAUAUCCGAACUAUACAACCAGCUCAAAUUUCCCGUCAAGCCGGGGGACCUCAAGAAGCGGAUAGAGUCCCUCAUCGACCGCGACUACAUGGAGCGAGACAAGGACAACCCCAACCAGUACAACUACGUCGCGUAAUGAAGCCCGCCGCGAGCCGCCCGCCGCAGCCGCCCGCCGCCGACAGCUCUAUAUAAGUGUUACGUUCUGUUGACUUGCCGACACCACGCGAGCUUGUUUCCCUACAUCGCCUCGGCUCCGUCGAGCGUUUCGCUGUUAUGAUAUUAAAUAAAUUUUUAGCAUCGCAGUAACAACACAAUAUUUUGAUUUACGAUCUGUAGUGUUCCGUACUGUCGGCCGCGCCGUCCGCGGCACAGGUCUAUAUUACUGGACGUCGAGCGGUUCCGAAUAUUGUAAUUGUAUACAGUUAUAUAUUUAUAUGGUUAAGUCUAGGAAUUCUAAAAGUAAACUACGGAGUGACAGACGCCUUCCAUAAAAGAUAGACACAAUCAUCACUGCAUCAUGGUGUUCAUACGGCGGCAAUAACCACUAUUAAAAUGUACUAGAGAUAGAAAAUAUUGCGAAGUGCGGAGUCCUCAACCGGUUAGCUGGACACUCGCGUCUGAAUGCGCGUGUUGUUGAACGUCCCUCCCGGAGGCCGGACCGUGCAGGGGACGCGACUGGCCUGCCGCCAUGCCACUGUUUGUACAUUUUGUAUUUAUAGUUUUGCUCGGAGUCUGUAACCAACGAAUCGACGGUCGCAGUACUCUGUGACGGUGAGGCUGUGUUCACACCGGGAGGGAUCACCAAUAAAACUAUUUAUAAUUUUCUAA